GAAAAAUCCCAACGUGCAGGAAAAUGGACAAAGAGAGAGAGAGUACUAAAGAGGCAAAACCCAAAAACUAGUACUCCAUUUUUGAGAUAGAAAAAAUCGACUCUGUGUUCGCAGCAAAAUUCAUAGGUUUUUCAAUCAUAUAUUCACCCAAAUCUCAAUCCCAAUUUCACAAUCCCAAUUUCACAAUCCCUACUUCGCAUCCCUCUCUCAGCUUCUUCUUCUGAUUUUCCUUCGAUUCUGAAUUCUCACUCACUGAUUACGGAGGUAUAGAUGCUUGGAAAAGGUGUUUCGAGAGAGUACUUUCAACCCCGGACAUGUUCUACGGGGAAGAAUGCAUCCAAAACUGGUCAGGCGAAAAGGGAUUUAGAGAAUAUUGUUUACAUUGACUUAGAUAGUGAUCAAUUUGAUGAUGUAGAAAUCAUAGAUUGUCCUGAGGCUGUUUUAGAAAAAUUGCGCGGUUUUAGUGGGCCAAGUAAAGAUAGAACAUCGACACCGCAGAGUGUUAUUAGCAUUGAUGACGAUGAUGAUGAUGAGAGUGAUGAUGUGGAUCAUUCUGGAAUUGAUGUUGAUGGUGUUGGAGAGUUUGAUAGUGAUGCCUCUUCAAACAAAAGGUUUUCUACGCCCUCAAGUGUGCGAAAUUCUGUACAUGUAGAUGUUGAUGAUUGUGACGUGUAUGAAAAAGAUUCUGUUUCAAAGAGGCAAAAAAGUAAUGAAGUAUUCUCUUCGAAGGCUGCUGUAAGAAAUCGUUAUGGUUUAUAUGGGUCUGAAAUUGAGUCAUCUGAUAGUGAUUGUUCUGAUUGUGAGGUCAUAAAACGUGAACAGUGGGAAAAGGUUUCAGCAAAGAGAAAGGGCCGUGUAUUUAAUGAGCGUGCCAGUUCUUCUGGUUUACAUAGAAAUAAUUACAAUAAUAUAGAAGUGGAAAAUAGGUCUCAAAGGCAUGGGAAGGGUCCUUUAUAUGGUCCUAGCAGUAGUAAUAAUGUCAAGGAGAAUCGAUCUUCCUUCGCUGUUAAGGAUGAUAUCCAGCAUGGAGAAAGGACAACUAAAGAAAAAGUUUAUCCCUGCACCAAGAAAAACUGUAAUUUCUGUAAUGGUGUUACUGGUUCUUCAGGGUCCAAGAAUGAAUUGGGUGAUGAAGAGUCUACUAGAUUUAAGGAUGAUAUUCAGCAUGGAGAAAGGACAACUAGAGAAGAAGUUUCUGCCUGCCCCAACUCUGAAAAUUCUAAUUUUAAGGGUCAUGAGUUUGAGUUACAUACUCAAGAUGCUGAUCUUACUGCUUCAAAUGAGAAGAAUAUAAUUAAUGAAAAAGAAAAGCAUAAGGAAACCGAUUUAUAUAAAAAAGCCGAGGAAGAGGAAUUGGCAUCCAGACAGCGAGCAUUACAAAUUCAGGCAGAAGAAGCACAAAAAAUGCGCACAAUGCGCAAAAGAAAAAAGGCUGAAAAUAGCCGAUUGCUGGAAAGUCAAAGAAGGACAAAGGAACGCCUUGAAGAUAUGAGAGAGACAGAAAAGAAGGAACUAGAAUUAAAGAACACGAAAGAUAAAAUGCGGGUCGAAAUAAAGAAGAGGCUCAAUCAAUUGGAGAGGCAAUGCACGGAUAUGACCUCACUGCUUCGUGGCUUAGGAAUAAAUGUGGGGGAAAGUCUUAGACCUUCGCCAAGCGAGGUGCAUGCUGCCUAUAAAAAGGCUAUGUUGAAGUUCCAUCCAGAUCGUGCAUCAAAAACCGACGACAUUAGGAAGCAAGUUGAGGCUGAGGAGACGUGCAAACUCCUCUCAUCCGUAAAGGAGAAGUUUUGUUCGACUUCAUGGCGCUAGAUAAACUCCCACGUAUGAAUGGAUCUGGGUAAUGUUUUAAUUGAAGUGCCUCCGCUUCAUUUGAUUUUUUGUAUUUAUUUUUUUACUUCAUUUAGUCUUGUCUACCUUCCCCCAAAUUUAAUGGCAGGAUAAAAGGUUAGAGAACAAGAACAUGUAAAGGUUAUAACUCUUAGGAAAUGUUAGUUUUUUAAAGAAAAAAAAGGAAAUGCCAGUUUUUUAAGAUGGGCUGUAAAAGUAAUCGAUUUAUUGUAUUCUUUAGUACAUGUUGAAGAAUUUAGGGGCUAGCAAAAAGAUACGGAAACAAAUGGAUCUGUGAUACUAACUGCUACCCUCGCCCCAUAUUUUGCUAUCCAUAUUGCCAUCUAGUUAAACGAGUCUUUGGAA
Molecule: messenger RNA, 2193 nt
Organism: Trifolium pratense (red clover)
Lineage: Eukaryota; Viridiplantae; Streptophyta; Magnoliopsida; Fabales; Fabaceae
Product: sporulation-specific protein 15-like
Exons: 5
Coding region: 271-1809 (512 amino acids)
Source: RefSeq, a predicted model, not a curated record